ACAGUUCAUGGAAUCGGCGGGUUCAUCAGUUCGCGCUCAAUCAUGUCUGGAGUAGUAGUGCGGCCAUGACUGGCUGUCCUGCGUCGAUGACAGAUGGGGCAGCGAAGUUGCUGGCGGGGCAUUUGGAUGAUCCAGACGGUGACCAACCCGAGCGCAGCGGGGUGCUCCGCGAGGCUUACCGGCGGCUGGUAUCGCGAGACCCUAACGAGGCCUGGACUACUGGGCAGUGGAUGACCGAGCGAACCGGCGGGAGCGAUGUACGAGAGACAGAAACAGUUGCGCGACGGUUGACUGCGGAGGAAGUGUCCCAAGACGUGGAGACUGGACGAGACCUUGACACUCACGGUAUGCCGUUGGGACCAUGGCGUAUCGAUGGUUUCAAAUGGUUCAGCAGUGCAACAGACUCGGACAUGACUCUAAUGCUAGCCCAAACGGACGAGGGGCUUAGUCUGUUCUAUACUCCUACACGACGACGCUCCAGUAAGCAGAAAGACGCUGGAGAGCUAAAUGGGAUUCGAAUUCAGCGCCUUAAGGAUAAACUCGGUACCAAGUCUCUGCCCACAGCUGAGCUGGAACUGAAGGGCGUCCGGGGCUGGCUAAUAGGCCAAAAAGGAAAAGGUGUGAAAGAAAUUGCCACAGUUCUUAAUAUCACUCGACUGUAUACCGCAGGCGGAUCUGCUGCAGGUUGGGGUCGCGGUCUCGCAGUCUGCCGGGCGUAUACUCGGGUCCGCAAAGUGCGAGGAGCCCUCCUUCAAGAAAAUAGGCAGCACGUUCGAUGGAUGGCAAGCGAAACCAUGAAGUAUUGGGCGGCAAUGCAUCUCACAUUUUUUGGUAUUGCAUUGCAAGGCACCGUGGAGCAGGACUGGGAAUCGAUGGUUCGCAACACAAAGGCCACCAACCUAAUCCCACGGGAUAGCACGAAGGCGGCAACCCUUCUUCGACUUGUCACCCCAGUUAUGAAAUCUGUGGUCAGUGUCAAUGCAGUACACGGACUACGUUCCUGUAUGGAGUGCCUUGGUGGGGUUGGCUAUUGUGAAAACAACGAAGAUGGCGGCUUGCUGAACAUUGCGAAGAUAUUCCGUGAUACCGCUGUCAAUCCCAUCUGGGAAGGAACGGUCAGUGUGAUGGCGGAGGAUAUGGUUCGGGUCGUCACUGAUAAACGUCUUGGAGGGGGAAAGGUAGUGGACACAGUUUUUGCGGAUUGGGUGAAGGACAUCCUCGCUACCUGCCAGUUCAAGUUCGGGGAGGAGUGCGUUGUUGUGCAGCAGAGGCUUGAUGCUUUGCGGGCAAUAACAAGUAGACUCGGCAAGGAGGAACUCCUGUGGCGUGGAAGGGAACUUCUUGAGCAUGUGGCCGUUAUUGUGUGCUCCUGUCUGCUCAUGUAUGAUGCAUCUUCUGAUGGCGAUGGCAUUGCGAUAGAGGUUGCCUCCAGGUGGACGCGUUCCAAAGCUCUUCAGGGUACCCGAAUCUCUGCCAAAGGCACAGAUUGGCAUCGUGAAUCUGCCAUUGACAAGAGAAUAUUUCUAGGAGAGGCCACGCUUCUGUCUAAGAUCUGAGAAGCGGUGGCUGCUAGCCUCGUUAGCAAUUAUUACCUCCAACUUCAGG
Messenger RNA from Aspergillus glaucus CBS 516.65, 1605 nucleotides. RefSeq lists its product as uncharacterized. Gene Ontology annotation, molecular function: oxidoreductase activity, acting on the CH-CH group of donors. The record is from RefSeq and is a predicted model, not a curated record. Bases 66 to 1556 code for a protein of 496 amino acids. Lineage: Eukaryota; Fungi; Ascomycota; Eurotiomycetes; Eurotiales; Aspergillaceae. The transcript has a single exon.